Messenger RNA from Somion occarium, 2834 nucleotides. The record is from the annotation of a GenBank genome assembly. NCBI's taxonomy places the organism in Eukaryota, Fungi, Basidiomycota, Agaricomycetes, Polyporales, Cerrenaceae.
AGAGUCCAAAUUGAGUUUCGCUAGUGGUCAGUUCAACACAAGCUUGUGGCGGCCACAAGCCUAAAGUAAGUACCGUAGUGCUGCUGACUAAGCAUUCAAAUCCGGCUCUCCCUCUUCCUAGAACAGUCCUCAUUCUCCAGCUUGACGUCUGCGAUGAACUUCGGCCUUACGCUCCCCCAUUUACCUUCUACAAUCUGUUCACUGGAGGCGCAUAGCAAAUGUCAAACAACUCUUGAUUUUACUUACCAAGAUCGUUUGCUAUAGAUCAUUUGAAGCAUUGACCUAUUUAUAGGUGCGGAUCAUACUCGCGAGGAUAUUGAGACCUGAAAGUUUCUUGUGCUCGGACGUGUCCUACUAUUGUCUUCUUCCCUUGGAAGCACUAAGCAAAGAAACUCGGAUAAUUGUCCUUGCUUUCAACAUGGGCCUCGCUAAUGGAUAUCUGUACACCUGCGAGAUCAUUUUCCUACGGGCGACAAACGUACCAGUUAGUGACUUGAAUAAUCUCUCCAGCGAUCCGUACAUUCGGGCAAUGAUCUCCGCGGAAUAUGGGUCGUCGAUUGAGGACGAGGUCCCACAAUCUAUCACAUAUCGCACGCACACGGAGCGACGCACUCUGAAUCCAACCUUCAACGACAAAUGGAUUUUUUCUGGCAUUCCUAUCUCGGGUUUUACGCUCACCAUGCGGUUGAACGACGAGGAUCCAGGGAACCGUGAUGACCAUUUAGGAAGGGCGGUGGUACGCCUUCCGCCGGAAGGCUCAGAGCUAACGGAGGGGUGGUCAUCUGGUGAUAUGGAGUGCAAGAUCCACAAACGUAAGGAUAGCGUGAAGAGCAGGAUAACUACUUUCGUGGCGAAGAUAGCCACGCGAGGCGAAGUCGAGCAUAGAUGUCGAGUCUGGAUAAGCGUCAAGGUACUCGGUCGGGCUCAAAACCAGGGCGACAAUCGCUUAUACACAGUCGGACCUCAUCGAUACUUCCAGCAUUUCUCACCUCUGCUCGGUAGUUUCUUAGGCUCAACAAAAGCGCCAGCAGUCGACAUUGCCAACCCCUCACUCAAAGCCUCCACAUUUAUAGCGAACCGAAUUCAGCUCACUGGCCCUGUUCCAGCUAGUCUGAGACACCGCUAUGUGGGAUUUGCGCCUUUCGUCAAGGCAAUGUUCAAGAAAGAAGGGAUCAAGGGACUGUUGCUACACCGUGCUCUGCACAAGCAGCAUUGCUCUAUAUACAAAUGGGAUAAGAAUGUUGUUUGGGGAGUUGUAGAAGGGAUUAAUGAGAAACAGGACGAAAAGCAUGAAGUGAAUGGGAAAACCACUGGAGACGCUGAAUAUACUAGUGAAGACAAAGGUGACCAUACCACUGACCAUCUGAAGGAAGAGUCUGUUGCAUUCGCGCGUCAAUUCCUGCGAAUGACUUCGCAUGGAACCCAUGGAAGAAUAUUCACGUAUGCGAUCAUGCUCGACGGAGAAUGGAGGUUUACGGAAACAGGCAAACAGUUUUCCAUUGGGCUUCUCAGCAAACAUACCAUGCAUACAGACGUUGCCCUCGAGAUUGCAUAUAGUGGCGAGUUUUUCGUCCGCCUUCUUCACCCUCACUCAUCAGAAGGCUCGGACGACUCGCCACCUGAUGAUCCAUCGUUUUACGAACUAGUCAUUGACAACGACUCAGGGACCUACCGUCCAUCUAAGGACCUUCUACCAGUCUUACAAUCCUACCUUUCAUCCCCAUCAAACCUGGGAGCGUUGGGCAAGAUCACAGCUUUGGACGGAUUCGAUGAGAAGUUGAAGAGAUGGAAAGAAAAAAGGGCUGAGAUAAAGGCCCUGGGAACGGGGAAGGGCAGGGCCAUACAGGCGAGCUUGUCGAGCUCGAGUUCUAGUUCUAGUGACAGUUCUAGUUCCGUUAGUGUCGAUGGAGUUGAGGGUGGGCGGAAAGUGAAAGAAUCGGAGCUCAGAGCUGCUCUGGAAGAAGAUGCUAAUCGAGCCAGGGAUAACCAAGAUGAGGAUCAGGUUGCAAAGGAAGAGGAGAGCGUUAGAGAUGAUGAGGGAAACGGAGGAGAGGCUGACAAGGAAAACAGCAAGUGAUUCAGUGUCACCCAUUGGAUAUGAUAUUUUUGUCUUGCUCUAUAUUAUUGGUAUCCUAUUCGUGGACGUUGAAUCUUUCCAUGCAGUCUACAGUGUAUUAUUGACAGAGCGGUUAACCCAUGCCGACGCGCACCUAGGUGCAAUCCAUGGACUUACGUCUGAGGAGCGGUGUUCUCAUAGCUUUUGCCAAGACCCACUGCAUCCUCAUGCUAUUUCUGCGCGUGUCCUUCAGGAGUUGCGAACAUUGCAAAUUCGCGCUAUGUAAGUCCCAUUUCGUGCUUCUGGGUCAUCUUUGGAGCAGAAUUUGCAAGAGAGUAUCGCCGAAGGGUUCUUUCACAGGUCUCCCUCGUAUUCUGGUCAUUGUCUGUUGAGGAUUCACCGGACGGACCGCUAUAAUGAAGACAACUACGCGGUCUGUCGGACAUGUCUUCCAUGCGAUUUCUAGCUGCUGCCAACUCUUGUGACCCAAGACCAUGUUCUGAAUGAAUCACCUGGCACACUACGUGCCGUCCACCUUCGACUCCCGAAGCACCUCAUACCAUCUCUAUGCGUUGCACAUUUGGCAAGAAGGUUGCCUGCGCUACCGGUAUUUUGCCUUUCAAUUGAGUCUUUACUUAUGUGGAAGACUGUUACAUCCGCGUAGCUUGGUUGGAACUUUGCUUCACGCGGUUCCGAAGCGUUUCUGAACAAGAAGCAGUAGUAUUUUACGUCCUCCUUGACAUGACCUUCGUGCUAUACACGGCUUCGAUGUCAUCCC